Molecule: messenger RNA, 869 nt
Organism: Hydra vulgaris (swiftwater hydra)
Lineage: Eukaryota; Metazoa; Cnidaria; Hydrozoa; Anthoathecata; Hydridae
Source: RefSeq, a predicted model, not a curated record
UAUAGAUAAACUGACAAUUUUCAAUUUUUGAAAGAGAAAAGAAAAGAUCAACUUGCUGCAUUAGCUCUUCAUUUGCGAGGGAAAUAUAGAUGCUCGGAAAAUGUUGUCAACAUUAUUUUUUCAAAUUUACAAAAUCUUUUUAUUAAUAAAUCACAAAACGAAGAGAUUAAUACAAUUUGUAAACAACUAUCAACAGAAUAUUCUAGAACAAGAUAUUUUCAAAAUGCUUUUAAAAUGCCACAAAUUCAGUCUGUACGCAAAAAUAGUUUACACGGAUGUUUUAUUCCAUUUAAAGAAAUAAUUCAGUUCAUUUUUACAUCAAAUGAAUAUAAUACCAUUCUAGAGUUUUCUUCAGAAAUAUCUAUCUCAUUGUAUUCAGAUGAUUUAGGGGUAACUAAUCCGAUAGGCAAAUCUAGAGGAAAACACAAGUUGUGGGUUUUAUAUUUUCAGUUGUUAAACAUUCCACAAUGCUGUUUAAGUAAAACAUUCUCAAUAUUCCCUUUAGCAAUAACUGGUUCUAAAUCAGUUAAGGACAAUAGCUUUAUGAAAUCUCUUCUUCUUGACUUGGUACAAUCUCUAAACGAACUAUUGUUGAUUGAUUCAUCAACAUUAACCAAUGCUAACGGUAAAAAAUUCAAUGUAAAGUUAAAACACUUUAUUGGCGAUUCAUUAACUUGCAAUGCAAUCGCUGGUUUUAAAGAGGGUUUUAGCAAGAAUGUUGUAAGGUGCUGUAGAGUUUGUAAUUCGAAGUUUUAUUAUAAGGAAGGGGACAUUUCAUAUGUUGUACCCCCAGCAUUGCCAGUCCUUAUCAUUUAGUUGCAUUGAAAGAAAACUAGUUUUAAUAAAAAGUGUAUAUUAUUUGCAAUAAA